AGCAUGAAUUCACAACCGUUAAAGGAUCUCAGUAAGCUCUCCUCCAAAGGGUUGCUUGAGCAGUCACGGGAAAUCAUUGAAUCUAUGGCUACCAGUUGGAACCGGAACAAGUCGUAUCAAUUCCGAUACGAAGAUCAAACCAUUACUACCCAAAUUUAUACCAAAGACCAUUUGAACGACGACUACUGGGCUGGAAGGAUAACCACGUGGAGUGAUGGUUUUUCCAAAGAGUUUAAGCAAGGUUUGUUCAGCAGAUUCAUGAAGUAUGGGGUUGGUCUGUUGGAGUCUUUAGAGAAAAGUCAUACUGAGUAUGAAAAGGAGUAUAUUGAUAUAUUCUAUGGGUCGAAACUUAAACCCUUUGAGCUUGAGGAAACUGACCCGAGCUAUACUUCGAUUAGUUAUCUUGCCGAAUGCUAUUACAAUUUGGGAUUCCCGUUGAAAAAAAGAGUCUUUUAUGAACUAAUUCAUGUACUAAAGUCGGUCGAUGGAUCGGAAGCUUAUGUGAUUUCAUUAGCAGUUGAUCCAUCUCAUUUAACCGAUUCGAAAUCUUCCUUUGUUCAUGCAGUAUACACUUCGAUCGAAAAGUUCACUUAUCAAAAUGAAGAAUUAUCUUGGAAAAUGUGUACAUGUUCAGAUCCUGGUGGUCUAGUUCCUUCUUAUAUUACAAAAUUGUCUAUAAAAAAUGCUAUAUCUAAAGAUGUUCCGAGUUUCUUGAAUUGGUCAAGGACUAAGUCUGUUUGAAGCUAUCUAGCCAUAAUUUGACAUCAUC
This is a messenger RNA of Hyphopichia burtonii NRRL Y-1933, 769 nucleotides long. RefSeq lists its product as uncharacterized. The record is from RefSeq and is a predicted model, not a curated record. Lineage: Eukaryota; Fungi; Ascomycota; Pichiomycetes; Serinales; Debaryomycetaceae. The transcript has a single exon. Bases 4 to 741 code for a protein of 245 amino acids.